AGAAGCCUCCGCCUCCGCCUCCGCCAUGGAGCCGGAUCCCGCCACGCCCGAUCCGGCGCCCAACUCCCCGGCCCCGGCCAAGAGGUCCGCCUGGAAGCAGCCAGCCGCCUCCAACGGCAUCGUCCCAGCCGACGCGCCGCCCCCGCCGCCCGCCGUCAUGGACGCCGACCACUGGCCCGCGCUCGCCGACGCCGCCAAGACCAAGGCCCCCAUCGUCCCCGCCUCCGAAUCGCCAAAGCCGCCGCCGCCUCCCCCACUCGUCUCAACCUCCAACAACGCCGCCGCCGCCGCCUCAUCGGCCAUGGCGAAUCCGUCCAACUCGCCCAGGCACGGCUCGGGGACCCACCACAACCGCCACAAGCCGGCCAGGCGCGGCGGCGCCUCUGGCAGCAACAGCGGUGGCGGAGACCACUCCCCGCGCGACCAGCAGCGGGACCAUCAUGAGCAGCGGGGAACUGACCGCUGGGACCAUGGCGCCAACGGCGGCGGAGGUGCUGCCGGAAGGGGUGGCCAGAGAAACCACAGUAACAACGGUGGCAGGAGGGGCGGCAGCAGCAGCGGCGGCCCGGGUGGAGUCGCGCACCAUGGCGGUGGCUUCAAUGGCCGCAGGAGAGGUGGGUUCGAGGGUUCCUUUUACCGUGGCCCCUCGAUGGGCAUCGGGCCCUACAUGCGGGGCGCGCCGCCGCCCCCGCCGCUGGCCGUCGCUCCCCAGUUCAUGGCCCCUCCCCCACCGCCGCCUGGCCCGCACAUGCGGGCGUUUGCUGGACACAUGAUGGCAUUUCCUGAGAUGCCACCUGGGUCUCCUAUUUCACCAAUGUACUAUGUUGGUGGCCCGCCUCCGCCUCCGGAGGCGCUGAGGGGAAUGGGCUUCGUGCCUCCCAUGGUCGGCCCGCCUGCUUAUCCCUACUUCCAGCACAUGCCUGAGGCUGAGCCAGAGCCAGAGCUUGAGCCAGAGCUCCAAACUGUACCUGAGCCUCAAGGCCAGGAGAAGCUGCUCAAACAGAUUGAGUUCUACUUCAGCAAGGACAACUUAUGUACAGAUGUUUGGUUGCGGCAACAUAUGGAUCAGGAGGGCUGGGUUGAUAUCUCUCUUAUAGCUACCUUUAAGAAGGUUCGAGCAAUCACUGCUGAUCUGCAGUCUGCUGAUUUGCAGUAUAUAAAGGAAACACUUCAGUCCUCAUCUAUGCUGGAAACACAGGGUGACAAAGUCAGGAGGCAAAAUGAUUGGCACAAAUGGGUGAUUCCUCGGGAGAGCAACACUGCUACUCGGUCAAGCUCUGUAGCCGCGCCAGGCCCCAACGUCAACGAUCUGACAGCACGCCUUGGGGGCGUGGCCCUCCAUGAAUCACCAGCUGGUGGCCCUAGCAGCACGGUGGACCAGAACCAUCACGAGGUGCUCCUGAAUGGAUCCACUUCCAGCGAUAACCAAGCACCACCGCUAGCUGAAGAGAGCGAGGAAGCUGAAGAGAGUGAGGUAGCUGAAGAAAGCGCUGGCCGCCGCUAGCCGCGAUAGCUCUCCGAUUCACACUAUGACUGCAACGGUUUUGUCCGAGCGCGAGUGACGAGAGUAGUAGAAGGGAUGAUGAUAUUUUGCAUUUUUUGGAAGGUGGUAUGGUAUGGUAUGCCUGUGGGGGUUGCAUUAUACUGACAAUUGGGUACAUUUUGUGGCGGUCCUGUACCCCUGUUAUUGGGGUAGUGUGCCUUUCUCUGGUGGUCGGUGAAAAUUUGUCAAGUUGAAAAAGAAUAGCAAAAAAAAAGGUACAUCUUCUAGAGGCAUCCAAGGUGAUGAGGGGGAGAAACCGGGAACUGAGUGAAAGACGAUAGCGCCUAGUGCUUAGUGUGCAAUUCAUUGCUGUCGUUGUUACUUCUGGCUAUGUGAGUCUGAAGUCUGAACCAUGUCGGUUUUCAACCCCUCUUUAGGAUGUAAAACCUCCAUUUUUUGACGGAGGAGGAUGUGAACUUUCUCACUCGGAGAGUCCUGCUAUGCACUGAGUAUGUCGUUAAACUUAUUUGGGUGUAAUGUCUUGCAGUUGUUGGCUUUU
Messenger RNA from Lolium rigidum, 2042 nucleotides. RefSeq names its product la-related protein 1B-like. The record is from RefSeq and is a predicted model, not a curated record. Gene Ontology annotation, molecular function: RNA binding. NCBI's taxonomy places the organism in Eukaryota, Viridiplantae, Streptophyta, Magnoliopsida, Poales, Poaceae. The transcript has 6 exons. Bases 26 to 1504 code for a protein of 492 amino acids.